GUGCCGUCGUAACGGAAACAUUACAUUUCUCUCUCGUACUUUUAUUUUCUCGAAGUUCUAGACACAAAAUACCCGACCCACUAUUCGCGCCGCACUCGUUCAACAAACUUAUACCGACGAUGAAGUUUACAACCGUUUUCGUGGCCCUCGUUUCCGCCGUUCCAGCCGUCUUUGGUCUUACCAUCAACACACCGGCCAAUGUUGUUGAGUGCCAGCCUAUUUUGUUUAGUUGGUCUGGCGGACAGUCUCCCUACUACUUGACCCUUGUGCCUGGCGGGCAAUCCAUGGCCUCACCUAUCAAGUCCUUCCCAACACAAACGGGCACAUCCUAUACUUGGAACGUCGAUCUUCAAGCCAACACUAUCUUCAACAUCGCUCUCAAGGACAGUACCGGUUCUACGGCAUACUCUGACAUCGUCACCAUCAUGUCUGGCAGCGACACCUCCUGUCCUUAACACAGCAGUAAAUGAGGGUGGCGCGUCGAGUGGUAGCGCUGUCGCCAGUGGCUACCUCUACCCCGGCCGCUGGAUCUUCUGCGUCUGCAUCUGGUACCACCUCUUCUGGUGUUAAAACCUCUGCCACUACCACU
Molecule: messenger RNA, 589 nt
Organism: Suillus subaureus
Lineage: Eukaryota; Fungi; Basidiomycota; Agaricomycetes; Boletales; Suillaceae
Exons: 7
Coding region: 120-455 (111 amino acids)
Source: RefSeq, a predicted model, not a curated record